Oppiella nova is the source of this 348-nucleotide messenger RNA. The record is from the annotation of a GenBank genome assembly. Lineage: Eukaryota; Metazoa; Arthropoda; Arachnida; Sarcoptiformes; Oppiidae.
UGGAAGCGAAUGGUGACGAAAGUGUGUUUCGUUGGCGACGGCUUCACCCGAAAACCGCCCAAAUUUGAGCGCUUUAUCCGUCCGAUGGCCCUGAGGUUCAAGACGGCGCACGUGACGCACCCGGAGCUGAGGGCGACCUUCAGUCUGCCGAUCAUCGGCGUGAAGAAGAACCCGAGUUCGCCGAUGUAUACGUCGUUGGGUGUCAUCACGAAGGGAACGGUCAUCGAAGUGAACAUCAGUGAGUUGGGUCUCGUGACCCAAUCGGGGAAAGUGGUGUGGGGUAAGUACGCUCAGGUGACCAAUAACCCGGAAAAUGAUGGCUGUAUUAACGCCGUACUACUCGUCUGA